Messenger RNA from Lolium rigidum, 1010 nucleotides. Its product is annotated as anaphase-promoting complex subunit 10. The record is from RefSeq and is a predicted model, not a curated record. Bases 1 to 609 code for a protein of 202 amino acids. Gene Ontology annotation, biological process: protein K11-linked ubiquitination; anaphase-promoting complex-dependent catabolic process. The transcript has 6 exons. Lineage: Eukaryota; Viridiplantae; Streptophyta; Magnoliopsida; Poales; Poaceae. Gene Ontology annotation, cellular component: anaphase-promoting complex.
AUGGAGUCCGACGGCGAGGAGGAGGCGGCGGUGACCCCGGGGACCGCCACCCCAGCCCCGGCGUCGGGACGCCUCAAGGGCUGCCCGGAGCUCUCCGUCGACGCCGACAUGCGGGAGAUGGCCAAGACGGCCGCCUGGAGCGUCAGCUCCUGCAAGCCCGGCAACGGCGUCUCGUCCCUCCGCGACGACAGCCUCGACACAUACUGGCAGUCCGACGGCGCGCAGCCGCACCUGGUGAACAUCCAGUUCCAGAAGAAGUUGCAGCUGCAGCUUGUUGUGCUCUACGUGGACUUCAAGCUCGACGAGAGCUACACGCCGAGCAAGAUCUCCAUCCGGGCCGGCGACGGGUUCCACAAUCUCAAGGAAAUUAAAACGGUAGAUCUUUUGAAGCCAGUGGGAUGGGUUCACGUAUCAUUAUCUGGCACUGAUCCCCGAGAAACAUUCAUUCAUACAUUUAUGCUCCAAAUUGCUGUGCUGGCCAAUCACCUGAAUGGGAGGGACACUCAUGUCCGUCAGAUCAAGAUAUACGGACCUCGACCGAACCCUGUUCCCCACCAGCCAUUCCACUUCACUUCCAAGGAGUGCAUCAUGUACUCCAGUGUCAGGUGACAACUGAGGAACCUAGUUGCCUGGAAAUCCACCACAUCAGAGGUCAGUUGUGAAACUUUGAUCGUGAGCUGGGAGCUUUGUUCUUCCAUUACACAGAGAUCAACAGUAGUAUCAAGUAGCUGCUGAAGCAUCAGCUCUUUGUUGACAUGUAGUACUAGGGGUGUUCAAAACCGGUGUGGAUUCAAACUGCAGAAACCAUAGGUCACUUUUCUGUACUACUGCCGCCGCCGGCGUUGCAGCUAAUGAAGUGAAAUGAACUAGUGCAGUUGUUGCCUGUUUUCAUGGUUUCAUUUGGGACUGGGAAUGAACGCCCCUGUGUGGUACCAUGUAACUGUUGCAUUUCAUCAACGUAUUAGAUCUCUUACACAUCCAUGCAAUUUAACAAUGUCUUUCCCUGCUGU